GCAGAGGUAACGAUUUCGAAGCGCGAUUUGAUUUCUGUUGAGGAACGACGUCGUUCAGUGGACAUGGCUCAGGAGAAGUACUCUCAGCACUCUUUGUUCGGCGGCGCCAUUUCUAGCCUCUUUCCUGAUCGAUUUCAGGAUGUGAGCGAUGAUGUCCGUGAGGUUCCUGAUCACCAGGAGGCGUUUGUGGACCCGGCCCGCGACGAGAGCUUGAUCUUUGAGCUGUUGGAUUUGAAGCCUGAAGUUGGGGACAAUGGAAGUGCUACCUGGUUUCUUCAGGACCUUGCUACUGAACAGGAGGCUGAGGGAAGUGUGUUGAUUGAGCAGUCGGGAGUAGUGGAGGUCCCUGGACUAAGUUACGGAAAUAUACCUGCUGUUGUUACAACUGCAGUUGGCCAAAUGGCCAUCUCCAAGGAGCGACAAGGAAGGGAUGCACAAAAUACCGUGAGGGUCUAUGUGGCAAAUCUACGACUUAAGGGAGUUUCUACAGAUGUGCUAAUUACUGCAUAUGAACCCAUUCAUAUCAAUCCUUUGAGCGAAAGUGCUAGCACAGUCGGCUCCAGUAAUGCUGCUCCAGCAUUACAUUCUGGGCACGUGCCAAUGGUUGAAGUCUUCAGACUUGCCAUCUCAAGCUUCAAAGUCAGUGACUGGAAUCUCUUUGGUUCUGGGCCAUGAGAGAUGUUUCAAACAUUUACCUCCUCCAGAGUUUUAGGCUAGUUUCAAACCUCUCCUUUGCAUUCUCUUUUGCUAUAGCUGAUUCUGAUAGUAUGAUGUUCUCACCAUAUGAAGUGGUCGAUCAGUGAUUGCAAUGUAUGAAAAACAACCGUACUUGAAUGUAGUCUUGGUCAUUUCAUUUGUGUACCAAGUAAUUUCUCAAUAUAUCAGUUACUUUGGCGAAGAC
Messenger RNA from Fragaria vesca subsp. vesca, 901 nucleotides. RefSeq names its product ran guanine nucleotide release factor-like. The record is from RefSeq and is a predicted model, not a curated record. Gene Ontology annotation, molecular function: small GTPase binding; guanyl-nucleotide exchange factor activity. Lineage: Eukaryota; Viridiplantae; Streptophyta; Magnoliopsida; Rosales; Rosaceae. Bases 64 to 675 code for a protein of 203 amino acids. Gene Ontology annotation, cellular component: nucleus. The transcript has 7 exons. Gene Ontology annotation, biological process: protein import into nucleus.